UUUUUUGUUGCUAGUCACAGUAUAACUAGCGUGUCGUUUUAAAAAAAUUUCAAAUAUUUUCCUCAAACAUGAAGUUUGUUUUGGGAGGUGUAGUUGUUCUUGGUGUGGUAACAUUAACAAUAAUAGCUCAACAGACUAUCGAUCCAGCAUCUCCCUAUCCUUAUCUAGUGGGAAUUUGCGCUACCAACACCUCCUUUAAAUGUCACGGAAUUUUAGUCUCCAAAAAUAAAGUACUAACUGCUGGACAUUGUUUAGAAGGAUUGAAAGAAGUCCGAGUCUACCUCGCAGACCCUGGGAUGAACAAUUCCUGCACCUACAAUUCCAACGGUCACACGGUUAACUCCACUUUCAUCAAGCUCCACGAAAAAUAUGAAAACUUGGAAAACGGAGCAAUUAUGAAUGAUGUUGCCAUGAUUAAACUUUCACAGCCUGUUAAUUUAACAAACUUUAAAGUUGGCAAUCUAACUACAGCUCCAUUGAAAACUUACUACAAUAAAAAUAUUACUCUACAUAAUUCUGCUUCUAAAAAUAUUAAAGUAGAAGUAGGAGUAGAUGCAAAAUGUAAGGAUCUUUACAAAAACGUAUUUGUUGAAAAGGAACAAGGUUGCUUUAUAUCUCCAUCUCAUCAAGAAGAGGCGUUUGACGGAAACGGGUUUCCUUUGCAAUUAAAUGGGACUGUUUUUGGUUAUACUACUAUAGAUCCUUUGAAGAAGGUUUAUUGCGGGUUGUUCGUAGAUAUUUUUGCACAUUAUAAGUGGAUUCAUGAUGAGAUUAACGGCGGACAUAUGACUUUGGGUUGUUGUUUUAUAGUGUUAUUUGGCCAAAUUUUACUUUGGGUUGUAUUGUAGUAAUAUGAUAGUAGGUACCUACUUAGGUACUUAUAUUGUGAUUUUUUUGGGUAUGAUUUUAGUGGUUUUUUCCUAAAAAAAUCAACUAACUGACCCUGAAAUUAUCUAAAUGAAACCUUAAUUAAUGCAAAUGUUUUGACAUGUAUAUGUAAAUAUACCUAGGUACUUUGUUGAUAAUAAUUACCUAAUAAUUGAUAAUCUGG
Messenger RNA from Ceutorhynchus assimilis (cabbage seed weevil), 1051 nucleotides. The record is from the annotation of a GenBank genome assembly. NCBI's taxonomy places the organism in Eukaryota, Metazoa, Arthropoda, Insecta, Coleoptera, Curculionidae.